Messenger RNA from Theileria parva strain Muguga, 1746 nucleotides. RefSeq names its product Major Facilitator Superfamily protein. NCBI's taxonomy places the organism in Eukaryota, Apicomplexa, Aconoidasida, Piroplasmida, Theileriidae. Gene Ontology annotation, biological process: transmembrane transport. The transcript has 4 exons. Gene Ontology annotation, molecular function: transmembrane transporter activity. The coding region runs from base 1 to 1746 and encodes 581 amino acids. The record is from RefSeq and is a predicted model, not a curated record.
AUGGUGGAAGAUAAUGAUAUUGAGGAAUGCGUUACUCCAUCAAAUUCUUAUUAUUCCAAUUUUGUCCCAGAAAAUAACAGUAAUGAUAGUAUUAAAGGUGUUGGUGAGUUUAAGGAUAUUGAUUUGUCCGACACUUACACACAUUACACCAUCAGUGUUGAGAAUAGCGCCGUGAAUGGCGGGAACAAUGAGAAGGAAGGGAUACUGGAAUAUAUACUAGAUUCAAAAUUGUAUUUGAAACACCAUGAUAACUUGGAAUUAUCGUGUAUAACAGAGAAUAUAAACAGGAAUAGUAAGGAUUUCGGACACAUUAAUAGAAUUAAUCCCAGUUUAUCCGGUUUCGGCCUGGGAAGUAUCAGUAAAUACCACAGAUUGUUAAUUAUAAUCUCUUUUGCACUAUCAUUUAUAUCAAAUUUCGUUGGACAUUUCAUAAGAGAACCUUUGUUUACCACAAAGGUUAAUAUCCAAAAGAGCUUUGGAAGUAGCACACUACAACUUGGUUACUUGGAUAUCUCUUACCUCACGCUCUAUGGGAUUGGUCAUUUAGUGACUCCAUUUGUAUUUUCUCGUUCCUAUGUCAUUACAUUUGUGUCAAUUUUUCACCUGUUCCUGUCUAUAACACACUUUAUAUUAUUUUUAGCUGAGUCUCUGGGCUGGUUUAUAAUGAUUUAUGGUGUAACUGGGUUCUCCUGUUCAGUGUUGUGGUUGUCAAUUUAUAACGAUUUACACACCUGGCUACCACUCAAACAUAGGUUUAUAUUACUCACAAUAUGGUGUUGUUCGUCAGAAUUAGGAUUGAGUUUGGGAACAAUAAUGUGUGCUCACAUUCAAACUGAGACUCGGUGGAAAAUCCUAUUUAUGAUAACAUCUUUUAUUAACUUUGUUACUGGAGUGUUGUUAUUCACGUGUUAUAGAAAACCGCCCCGUAACUCUGAUGAGCCAAACCCUCUCGAGUUAACGGUGCCCGAAACUAAACUCUUCGAUCCAGUUAACCUAUCGAAAGAUAAUAUUAACAAUAUCAAGCAGUAUUUUAAGGGCAUGCGUGACAAUAACAGUGACGUCAGUGGAGUGUGUAAGAACAUGGUAGAAAUGAGCACGAAGGUGGUAAAGGGACAUUUGAACGUUAUGAAAAGAAUUAAAUACCUGUUUAUAUACAUUUUGGGAUAUACUUGUUUAAGAUCUGCCAGAAACUGCUUUGCAUUUUGGAUCUCGUUUUACCUCACCACUAAGCUCAAAUACAGCAUUAAGAGUGGAAUUUACGCCACCUUUGUGUUUCAAAUGGGCUCCUGUUUAGGUUCUCUAGUUGCCGGAGCACUCAGUAAACUUCUCCUCAAGAAGUAUCACUUGCUUUCCUGUGCCAUUGCAUCACUUUUCAGCUUCCUCCUUUGUCCUUUCAUCUACUUCAUUGAACCAGAUAGUGUUUGGAAGACGUUUACGUUCGUUUUUAUCUUCGGACUGGCCACCAAUUGUACAGACUUACUAAUUACCACAAGAGGACUCAAAACACUCUGUGAAUCAUCUCAAGAAGGAGCUGAAGCGGACGAUUAUUCGGUAUCUUUAGGAACUACAUUUUCAAUUUCAACAUUCUUAUCGGUUUUAUAUGGAUACAUUUCAACAUACAUCGCACAUCAUUAUGGGUGGGAUAAGAUGUUUUUAUAUUUAUGUGUACUGAUGUUGUUAUCUACUGGGGCCUUCGGAGUACCAUCAAGAAAGGAAAUCUUAGGAUACAUACAAUCGAUUUUAUAA